GAGCAGUGGUGGCUUAGAAGGCAGGCCAAAAAGGGAAUACAACUGUUCUUUUGUCGACGCCCUCCUUCUUUUUCGACUUGUUCCCUCCUCUUCGGGUGCCGCCCGCGACCCUCGUGUUCUACAUUCUCGGCUAUUUCGAGAUCAAGUCACACGGUCAUCGGCGUCGAGGCCUCGGCAAUCGACGUUCUACACCGACACAGCAUUUCGGGGCUUGCAUGGUCCACGGCGCACCCUCCAUCGUAUAUCACACCGCACAGCAAGCCGACUGGGCCGUGGGCGUCUAUCGCUUGCAUGAAGGCGCACCCAACAUGCCACAUUUUCUUAUCUUCGUGUCGGCGACGGGCUGGGUCAUCCCCAAUACAACUUAGCCAUGUGCCUGGUGGAGCCUCCAUGGGGCUGUUUGGGGGCGGCUGGUGUGCAGAGAUCCUGGGGAGGAUCAUGGAACCCUGCAUGAGGUGAUCCGCUUCCAUCACCAACUUGGGCACACUUUGAGAAUGUUGGCUGCAAGUGCACACAUCAUCGGCUACGGGAGGAGGUCUCCGUGAAGUUAUCGGGGGCCACACGUGGACACUGUUCCCUUACCCGACUCGACCACCAUCUUCGGAUCGCGCCUCAUCAGGAAGCGGCCGUUCCACCCGGCGGAUACCUUGACCUCGCCAGGGGUGGGGGAUGACUGGUUCGUGGGGCACUGCCCUUCAGGCACACCACCUUUCGAUUGACUGCCUGAUUACACAGUCAGGAAUGAGGCGAUGCUAUCAGGAAGCCCCGGCAAGCAUGACUCCUUUGUGAGGCUCACGUUGGUGACUGGAGGGUGUGGGUGGCUGUCGUCCAACUAGAUGGAUGGUCAUGGCCUCGUCCUUAAAUACGGGAGGGUGUUCAUGGUCAUGCUGAGCUUCGAGUGAAGUCAAAUAAAUCCUCCUCAGCACUCUAAAUCAUAUUGACAGCCUCAACAUCAUUGUUUUCACUGAGUAAUAAACAAGAAUUGUUGCUCAAGUGGCAAGACUUCAAGUCUAUCUUUGUUGCAUCUAUCAUCUGUGUUACAAUGGCGAACCUUCUAGUGCUCACUCGGAAGGUUGAAGGCUUCGAUCUCGCAUCAAGGUCUGCCGCCACCGGUGUCAUUCUGUUAAUCCUCUUUGUCUUGUACCUAUCGGUCACGAGGUUCAUCACUUGGCGUCGACUUUCGGCCUUUCCCGGGCCCUUCCUCGCAUCCAUAUCAUAUUUUCCCAUGCUGCGGAUCCGUCGCUCCGGAAGAUCGCAUCUCGAGUACUUUGAACUCUCCAAGCAGUACGGUUCCCUGGUCAGAAUUGGUCCCAAUGACCUCCUCGCAUCCAGCCCAGACCAUCUUCGCCGAAUGUCGGCGGCACGGUCAACCUACCAGCGUAGCAGCUGGUACAAGGCCACCAGACUCGACCCGUACCAUGACAUGAUGGGAAGCGUCAUGGACAAACAAGCUCACAUGUCCCUGCGGUCCAAAGUCGCUGCUGGGUACAUGGGAAAGGACAACCCUCGUCUCGAGUCAGAUAUCAACUCCCAGGUCCAGUCGUUGGUCAGCUUGAUCAAGCGCGAGUAUCUGUCAGACGAGACAGCCAAGCCAGUCGACUUCGGCAGACUGGCAGACUAUUACGCACACGACUCCAAGUCCAAGCUUGCUUUUGGUAAACCAUUGGGCCUUCUGGAAACAAACAAGGACGUUCGCGGUAUCAUUGCCAUUGUCAAGAUUGCUUUGGAGUGGAUUCAAGUUUUCACGGACAUACCACCUCUGCAGAAGAUCUUCCUCUCCAACACGGUACUCAAGCUUCUAGGCCCUAAGCCUACAGACAGUUGGGGUGUUGGGUACCUCAUGGGAAUGGCCCGGGAAUUGGUUGCAAGUCGUCUCGGACCAGAUGCAAAAGACCAACAAGAUCUUUUGGGGUCGUUCCUGAAGCACGGAUUGGACAGGCGCUCGGCAGAGUCCGAGGUCAUGUUCCCAAUUAUUGCAGGCUCAGACACGACUGCCAAUGCGAUCAAAAUGACGGUAUCACACAUUGCCUCUAACCCAAGAGUCGCCCUCACGCUCAAGAAGGAGAUCGAUCAGGCCAUUGCCGACGGCGCAAUCUCCAAACCUUCCACAAACGAGGAGGCCGCAAAGCUGCCAUACCUGCAAGCCGUCAUCUAUGAGGGCCUCAGGAUCAACCCUCCGUUUGGAGGGCUCAUCAUGAAGCAGGUUGGUCCCGAUGGCGACACCUUCAACGGCCAAUUCAUCCCUCCGGGAACAAGGAUCGGACACAGCACCUGGGCCGUGGCACACGAGGUGUCCGUCUUCGGCGCCGACUCCAACAUCUUCAGGCCGGAGCGCUGGACAGAGGCCGAUGAGAAGACAAGAGCCAUCAUGAAGAAGCAGACAGACCUCGUGUUUGGCACCGGGAGAUGGGGAUGCCCUGGAAAAACUGUCGCUUUUAUCGAAUUGAACAAAGUCCUUGUUGAGCUAUUUCGAAACUUUGACUUCCAGUUCAUCAACGAACCUUCUUCGCAGAAGAAGUACCAAAAGCUCUUCAUGGGUGGUUCAUUGCCUAUGAGCGUCAUGAGCAGAACUACUUAAUAAGUUGCAUUUGCGUUGUGUUACCUGUCGAGGUCAUGGGAGUUCAGUUUGAGUUCGCGACUUCUGUCUCCCGGCGGCACACCAUAACUUUGUAUUUAUCUUGGCUCCAUGAGAAGGCAGGGUUGCAGUUCUCAUUUCAUAAGCAUAGGCGUUGGGGCAAGUUUCUCUUUUUGUACCACUGAUACCCUUCUGGCUGGACCGCAACCAG
Diaporthe batatas is the source of this 2786-nucleotide messenger RNA. RefSeq lists its product as uncharacterized. The record is from RefSeq and is a predicted model, not a curated record. The coding region runs from base 1043 to 2578 and encodes 511 amino acids. Gene Ontology annotation, molecular function: monooxygenase activity; heme binding; iron ion binding. The transcript has 3 exons. Lineage: Eukaryota; Fungi; Ascomycota; Sordariomycetes; Diaporthales; Diaporthaceae.